Spea bombifrons (plains spadefoot toad) is the source of this 1698-nucleotide messenger RNA. RefSeq names its product proteasome 26S subunit, ATPase 1 (gene PSMC1). Gene Ontology annotation, molecular function: proteasome-activating activity; ATP hydrolysis activity; ATP binding. NCBI's taxonomy places the organism in Eukaryota, Metazoa, Chordata, Amphibia, Anura, Pelobatidae. The transcript is spliced from 11 exons. Gene Ontology annotation, cellular component: proteasome regulatory particle, base subcomplex. Gene Ontology annotation, biological process: proteasome-mediated ubiquitin-dependent protein catabolic process. The record is from RefSeq and is a predicted model, not a curated record. The coding region runs from base 92 to 1414 and encodes 440 amino acids.
CGGAGAAGGCGGGGCUCCGGCUUUCUGGUCCUCCUCAGGACCCGUCUUGUGACGUACUUCCGGAAUCGGCAGCCGGCAGGAAGCAGCGGACAUGGGUCAAAGUCAGAGUGGCGGACACGGGCCUGGAGGUGGCAAAAAAGAUGACAAGGACAAGAAGAAGAAAUAUGAGCCCCCUGUACCAACCCGAGUGGGCAAGAAGAAAAAGAAGACAAAAGGUCCAGAUGCUGCUAGCAAACUGCCCCUUGUGACUCCUCAUACGCAGUGCCGGCUGAAGCUGUUGAAACUGGAGAGAAUCAAAGAUUACCUACUCAUGGAGGAAGAGUUCAUCAGGAACCAGGAACAGAUGAAGCCCCUGGAGGAGAAGCAGGAGGAAGAGAGGUCAAAGGUCGAUGACCUGCGAGGAACCCCCAUGUCUGUUGGCACUCUGGAGGAGAUCAUUGAUGAUAAUCACGCUAUAGUUUCAACAUCUGUAGGAUCCGAGCACUAUGUCAGUAUCCUGUCUUUUGUAGACAAGGAUCUCCUGGAACCCGGAUGCUCCGUGUUACUCAACCACAAGGUUCAUGCUGUGAUCGGGGUUCUCAUGGAUGACACUGAUCCCUUGGUGACAGUCAUGAAGGUAGAGAAAGCACCUCAGGAAACAUACGCGGAUAUAGGAGGACUGGAUAACCAGAUCCAGGAGAUCAAGGAGUCUGUGGAGCUUCCCCUCACCCACCCAGAGUAUUACGAGGAGAUGGGCAUCAAGCCACCCAAAGGUGUCAUCCUCUAUGGCCCUCCCGGGACAGGUAAGACCCUGCUGGCCAAAGCUGUAGCAAACCAAACAUCUGCCACCUUUUUGAGGGUCGUGGGCUCGGAGCUCAUUCAGAAAUACCUGGGAGACGGCCCCAAGCUCGUUCGGGAGCUGUUUCGCGUGGCCGAGGAGCACGCCCCGUCCAUUGUAUUUAUUGAUGAAAUCGAUGCCAUCGGUACAAAAAGAUACGACUCAAACUCCGGCGGAGAGCGCGAGAUCCAGAGGACCAUGUUGGAGCUUCUGAACCAGCUGGAUGGGUUUGACUCGAGAGGAGACGUCAAAGUAAUAAUGGCCACAAACAGGAUAGAGACUCUUGACCCGGCGCUAAUCAGACCAGGACGAAUUGACAGAAAAAUUGAGUUUCCUCUCCCUGACGAGAAGACUAAGAAGAGAAUCUUCCAGAUUCACACGAGUCGCAUGACCCUGGCAGACGACGUUACCUUAGAUGAUUUAAUUAUGGCAAAAGAUGAUCUCUCUGGGGCAGAUAUAAAAGCCAUCUGCACGGAAGCUGGCCUCAUGGCCCUCAGAGAGAGGAGAAUGAAAGUAACCAACGAAGAUUUCAAGAAAUCAAAAGAAAACGUCCUCUACAAGAAGCAGGAGGGAACCCCCGAGGGGCUUUAUCUGUAAACGUUGUUUUUUUUUCUUGUAUAUUUUUUUAUUUCAUGUGAAAGGGGAAGGUUUUCUGUUAACGUGGGAAGAAAAAACAUGCAGUCUCUUCCACGUCCGGUGUCACGGCUAAGCCAGGCCUACCUGUCCCCGUGGAAGCACCGUUAACGGAUAUUGCCCGCUGUAGAAGCGGCCGGGUGAAUAUUCAGCGCGUGAUACCUGGCAUAAGGGUGUUUCAUUAAGCAAAUUAUCGGCUAGGACUGGUGUUAAGUAUUAGCGUUUUCAAAAUAAAACUAUUCAAUGAA